This is a messenger RNA of Nematostella vectensis (starlet sea anemone), 2004 nucleotides long. Its product is annotated as putative aminopeptidase W07G4.4. Gene Ontology annotation, biological process: proteolysis. Gene Ontology annotation, molecular function: manganese ion binding; metalloaminopeptidase activity. Bases 16 to 1752 code for a protein of 578 amino acids. The transcript has 19 exons. Lineage: Eukaryota; Metazoa; Cnidaria; Anthozoa; Actiniaria; Edwardsiidae. Gene Ontology annotation, cellular component: cytoplasm. The record is from RefSeq and is a predicted model, not a curated record.
CCAAUAGACUAUUUCAUGGCAAAACACCUAAUAUUCAGCUCAUCAUUAUGUUAUAUCUCGUACGUCUCGCGGGUAUCCUGUGCUGGCCGAGUAACGCCUAGUGAUUACGCAAGUUCUCCUGACAUCUCGCAUUUCGAGUGUGCUAUCAUCUUUUACGCCGUCGCCCCAUUUCUCACUUCCUACCCCUUAUUGGCCGAUAUGGAUCAAAACCCAAGGCUCCCAGCUCCUAUAGAAGGCACUACAAACCCAAAUGACUCAAAAUGGGAUGGGGUGGUCCUGGUGUGUGAGAAUCUUCAGUGGCAAGCCUCGGAGCUUGAGUUCCUCAAGGCACCCAUACUGGCUGCACAGAAGCUGGACAAUGCAGUGGGCAAUGAUGUCCUUCUAUUCCCUCUUCCUGGAAAUGAUUCAUCCCCUUUUGUAGUUCAUGCACCCACCGGUCCAGUGAACAGGGAUUAUGAUGAUGUGCGGCGUUAUGGUGAGGCUGCUGCUAAUGGCAUUAAAAGGGCCCUGAAAGCUGGUAGUAAAAGACCUCUGCUAGUUGUGCCUCCAGGGGCGCAUUUUACAGAAGCCUGGUCGGCUGCAGUGCUUGGUGCCCUCCACGCCCUCUAUGUGCCUAUUGAAGUGCGAGAAGGAGUUAAAGGGGCAGCCCAGAAGGUAGAAAAGCUGGGAGUUUAUCUUCUCUCCAAUAAUAGCAGCAGUCUUAACUUCGUUUCAGCUGUGGAGGCAGGGAGACUUGUUUGCCGUGAUAUUGGGGGUUCUGAUCCUGAAAGGAUGGCAGCGCCUAAAGUUGAGGAGUAUGUUCGACAAGUGUUUGAAGGCUCAGCGAUCAAGAUCAAUGUGACCUCAGAUUUUGGCACACUUAAGAAAGACUACCCAUUGUAUUCUGCAGUCAAUCGUUGUACUAAAGCUGUCCCAAGACAUCAGGGUCGUAUUAUUCAACUUGAGUAUACCGGUGAUGGACCUAUUGACCAGACAUUGCUUCUGGUUGGGAAGGGUGUGACUUAUGACACUGGUGGAGCAGACAUCAAGGCGGGAGGUAUCAUGGCUGGAAUGCACAGGGAUAAAUGUGGAGCUGCAGCAGUUGCAGGAUUUUUCCAGAUUCUGAACGUGCUUAGGCCCAAAGGUCUCCAUGUCAUUGGUACUAUGGCCAUGGUGCGUAACAGCGUUGGUGCAGAUUGUUAUGUGGCUGAUGAGAUCAUCACCUCGGCUGCCGGGGUGCGGGUCAGGGUCGGUAAUACUGAUGCGGAGGGCAGGAUGGCAAUGGCAGAUGCUCUGUGUCACGCCAAAACCGCGGCGUUGAAGAAGACCAAUCCCCACAUCUUUACCAUCGCGACUUUGACCGGUCAUGCCAUCAGGGCUAUGGGGCCAAACUACUCGAUUGUGAUGGAUAACGGACCUGCAGCAGAAAAGAAAAGUGCACAGGAAAUCCAAGCUGCUGGUGCUUGCAUUGGUGACCCAUUUGAGAUUUCAACCAUUCGACGGGAGGAUUAUGAGUUCGUUGCGGGCAGAAAUGAAUAUGAAGAUGUGAUCCAGUGCAACAAUGCACCAUCUUCAGGGACCGCCCGCGGACACCAGUUCCCAGCGGCGUUCAUGAUCAGAGCAGCAGGAUUAGACAAGCAUGGCAUUGACUCCAGUCAGCCACUGCCCUAUUCCCACAUGGACAUUGCAGGCUCAUCUGGCCCAUACCCUGGCAUACCCACUGCUGCCCCUAUUGUCGCUAUGGCAACACGUUACGUCAGACCACGGCUGUGAACACCUUACAGUUUGGUUGAUGAGCGGGAGCUGUGAGACUUUCUCAACUCAGGAUUCUAACGGAAGUGAUGCAAUCUUCUUGAUACAAUCAUUACAGACAUAGUUUCAUAGCUAGGGGAAUUUAUAAUAAUUUGAUUUGAUAGUGAUAUGAUCGAAACAGAUGGCUUUUGCUGUGAAUUGUUAAUAUAGGGCUCCAGUUUGUAAGGUAAUGGGGUGAAAUCCAGAGGGCAAAUAAAAUAUCUUAUGAACAUU